Messenger RNA from Balaenoptera musculus (blue whale), 186 nucleotides. It is a transcript of the gene DEFB121, whose product is annotated as defensin beta 121. The transcript is spliced from 2 exons. Bases 1 to 186 code for a protein of 61 amino acids. Gene Ontology annotation, cellular component: extracellular region. Gene Ontology annotation, biological process: innate immune response. Lineage: Eukaryota; Metazoa; Chordata; Mammalia; Artiodactyla; Balaenopteridae. The record is from RefSeq and is a predicted model, not a curated record.
AUGAAGUUCCUUCGUCUGAUUUUGACUGUUACCCUACUCCUGGUCCAGGUCACCCCAGCCAUGAAGUGUGGGGGUAAGUUGGGGAGAUGCAGAACAACGUGUGAGCAGAAUGAAGUAUUCUAUAUAUUUUGCAGGAAUGAGGUUAUGUGCUGUGUAAAUCCCAAGUAUGUGCCUGUUGGAAACUGA